AUGGAGCUUGCUAUCAGAUCUCCUCGUGGCGGUGUGCAGCCGUCUCCAGGUGAUCCAGCACCUCAGAGCGUGUCUACCAACAAGGCACGAGCGAAUCAGCAGAAUAUCCCGAAAGCCAAUAUCGGGGUGCUUGACGUCAGGGACGGUGGUCCGAAUGCCGCUAAGAGGCAGAGGGCUAAGACAUUCAAGACCCGCACUGGCUGUAAAGAGUGCAAACGUCGAAAAGUGAAAUGUGACGAGGGCAAACCGACCUGUAACCGCUGCAAGGCGGUUGGAUUAACGUGCCACUUCCCACUGAGCUCAAGCGUUUCUUUCAACCCAGCUAGUAACGCCACCGCAGUCGCAACCACAAGCACUAACAAAGCAACCAGCCCUGUUGGCAACUUCAACUCUUACACUGAGAUUGUCCGCACCACUUCAACUAGUAAUGAAGGCGUAGCUGCUACCGCAAUCCCGGGAGGCGACACACGCAUCCUUGUUGUACCAGACUAUGUCACAACUGUGUUUAAGGACCAGACAUCGUGGGACAUGUUCUCCACUUUCCUCUUCACAAACGAGCAGGGAACAUCUCUACCUCACAACACGCUGGCUGCCAUUACGCCCCAGAUAGCACACCACAACCCUGCUAUCCGUGAGAUGUGCUGCGCUGUGGGUGCCGCUGUGGGUGCCUUUACUGCACCCCAUGUGAAUGGCGAAGAAGCCGAGAAAGCUCAGCAGCUCUCCCUCAUGUACUACAACCGUACCAUUCGUGCUGUGCGGGCCGCCGGAACAGCCCUAGAGUCGCUGCUGGCUGUUGCUCACGUAGCUGUUAUCUUCAUGGUGUACGAUAUGAUGCGCGGAGACAUGAAGGCUGCAACCCUGCACUUUGACCACGCCAGCCGUCUCCUUGUUACCUAUUUCGGGAAGCGAUGCGAGCAGGAAAAUGUUUCUAUGACAGAUUUAAGGUUGAACGCACUCGAAUCAGCCAUGUUCGACAUGUUCCAGCGGUUGAGCACCUACUCAUGGCCCCUGGAACUGGGCAUUACCGGCGACGAGCGCCCCGACUUCAAGGGCGGCAAGCGGUGCUGGGGAAGGCACAGAUAUGAGAUUCGCAACAUGCCCACGUCUUUCCGUGAUUUAGAUGAAGCUUUAAGGUGGUGGGAUGUUACUCAGCAUCACAUAUCCCACCAUCUUUUUGAUGACUACGAAGUUGUUGAUCCUGCGAACAAAGCUGUAUGGGAAAAGGCCUUCACCGUCCUUCAUAACUGGCACAGCGCUUUUGUCCUGCUCUACCGUUACACUGAAGACCACCAAUACGACUCCCCGCAUCGUUAUGUGACGGCCUGUAUCUUUGAAGCGCUCUACACCGAGUGCCUCUCGGGCUUGCAUCUACAGCUUAAUGCAGACGCAAAAGUCUUGCCCGACGCGAGACCCAUCUGGCGGGAGAUCAUCCGAACAACACGCCGCAUGCAGCAAGAGUUGAAGUCAUCAAUUGACUGGAACGUGAUGGACAACAUGGUCUUGAAGCCACUUGUCAUUGUAUUGUUCAAGUGCCGUGAUGAGCAAGUGCGAAAGGAUGUCAAGGUUGUGCUAGAAGAGGCAGUCGCAUGGUACGGAAAUACGUGCUUGGCUGCAGUUAUGCUGGUCAUGAUGAACAUGAAGGGUCACCAGAUACCCAAACAGAUGAAGAACAUUGAGAGAGCGGUUGGAUGGCACCUCACAUCCAUUGGUUGUGGUCCUGGUGUGAUCAGUAUUGGCUAA
Messenger RNA from Fusarium venenatum, 1740 nucleotides. The record is from RefSeq and is a predicted model, not a curated record. NCBI's taxonomy places the organism in Eukaryota, Fungi, Ascomycota, Sordariomycetes, Hypocreales, Nectriaceae.